Molecule: messenger RNA, 1374 nt
Organism: Miscanthus lutarioriparius
Lineage: Eukaryota; Viridiplantae; Streptophyta; Magnoliopsida; Poales; Poaceae
Source: the annotation of a GenBank genome assembly
AUGGCCGGUGCCGCGGUGUCGACGGCCCUGCUCCCGCGCCGGCUGUGGCCGUCGUCGUCGGGCGGCGGCCGCGGCGGUGCCGAGCUGUUCCCGUUCCCGCUGCUUGGCUGGCCGGCGUCGGGGUCGGGCGGUGAGGCGCUGCGGGCCGCGUGGGACGCGGCGCGCGCGGCGGCCGUGGCGCCGGCGCUGGCCGCCGCGUCGUGGGUCUGCCUGGCCCUGUCGGCCAUGCUCCUCGCAGACGCCGUGUUCCUGGCCGCCGCCAGCCUUCUGGCGCGGCGGAGGCCGUACCGGGCGCCGGGCCCCAUUAUUGCCGGACCCACUGCCGAGGAGGAGGACGGGGACGAGGAGGCUGGCCGCAGCGUCGGCUACCCCAUGGUGCUCGUCCAAAUCCCCAUGUACAACGAGCGGGAGGUGUACAAGCUUUCCAUUGGAGCAGCAUGCGGGAUGUCGUGGCCGUCGGAUAGGGUCAUCGUACAGGUUCUCGACGAUUCCACUGAUCCGACGGUUAAGGAUCUGGUGGAGCUUGAAUGCAAGUUUUGGGCUAACAAAGGCAAGAACGUAAAAUAUGAGGUGAGGAACAAUCGGAAAGGUUACAAGGCGGGUGCGCUGAAACAAGGGAUGCUCUACGAGUACGUUCAACAGUGUGAUUUUGUCGCUGUGUUUGAUGCUGAUUUCCAACCAGAACCUGACUUCCUCAUGAGGACCGUCCCAUAUCUUGUUCAUAAUCCACAAAUUGGUCUUGUUCAAGCGCGAUGGGAAUUUGUUAAUCCCAAUGAAGUCCUGAUGACAAGGAUACAAAAGAUGACAUUAGAUUAUCACUUCAAAGUAGAGCAGGAAGCAGGUUCAUCCAUCUUUGGCUUCUUUGGUUUUAACGGAACUGCUGGUGUCUGGAGAAUUUCUUCUAUCAAGGAAGCCGGGGGCUGGGAGGAUCGAACCACUGUGGAAGACAUGGAUUUAGCAGUCAGAGCAGGUCUGAAAGGAUGGAAAUUCAUCUACGUUGGGGAUGUUAAGGAGGUGUCGCUUUGGAGGAAGCUCUAUCUGAUCUACAGCUUCUUUUUCAUUAGGAAGGUUGUUGCCCAUGUGGUACCUUUCAUGCUCUACUGUGUAGUAAUUCCUUUGUCUGUCCUAAUUCCUGAGGUCACUGUUCCUGUAUGGGGGGUGGUUUAUAUCCCAACAAUGAUAACGCUCCUUUAUGCCAUCAGAAGUCCAAGAUGCACCAUAUCAGAGAUUUUAGUUGCCAUCUUCCUCUUCUUCUGUGCCACAUACAACUUGGUUUUAGGAGACGACUUCUAUUUCGUUUACAUAUAUUUACAGGCAAUAACAUUUCUUAUUGUUGGCACCGGUUUCUGCGGAACAUCCAGCUCCAACUCAUAA